AACUGAUUAUCAGCUGAUUAUCAUCUGAUGUUUUUCAGUAGGGUUCUGUAUUUGUUUUAAAUAAUGGCAAGCAUAUUCGUUUAUGACUUUGCAAAUUAAUUUUUUCCCGAUUGUAGAAAUGCGUCGCAUGGGUUUAGAUGCUGAAUGUGAAAGUUACGGUGUAAUCACCCAUAUAUUAUUUUAUAUAUAUUAUUAUUAAAACAAAAUUACUAUACUAUUAACAUUUUUUAUGCAGACUGCAAAAGAAAUACAGAAAAAAAGGAAUGAAGUUAUAUCAGCAAGAGCUAGUAUUGUAUUGAAAAACUUAGGUGAAAAUUACAACUGUCCUAUGUUUAUUGAUGUGCCAAAUGAUAAUAAGGAUAAUAAGGAUUCCCAACGUUGUGCUUGAAAAAAUAGAUUUAUCGAAAUACAGUCAAAUUUCUUUGCAAGAAACAUCGUCACAAGGAUCUCAGUCACGUCAUAGAUCACUGUCGCAUCGUCAAUCACAGUCACGGCAUAGGUCAAGGUUAAGUCAAAGAUCACUGUCGGGUCAAAAGUCUAAGUCACGUCACAGGUCACAAUCGCGUGGUAGGUCAAAGUCACGUCGUCGGUCACGGUCACGUCAAAAAUCUAUCUCACGUCGUCGAUCACUGUCGCGUCAAAAGUCUAAGUCACGUCACAGGUCACAAUCGCGUGGUAGGUCAAUGUCACGUCGUCGAUCACUGUCGCGUGAAAAGUCUAGGUCACGUCACAGGUCACAAUCACGUAGUAGGUCAACGUCACAUUGUCGGUCACAAUCCCGUCAUAAGUCACAAUUACGUAGUAAGUUUCCGUCACAUCGUAGAUCGGAGUUGCAUAAUACUUCACUAUUUCGUAAUCAUUCACUAUUACAUAAUACGUCGCUGCAACUCCAUGCAUUGCAGUCAUCUACAGGAUCUGAGCCAGGAAAAGAAAUAUCAACGGUGCAACCAACAUUACAAACAGUAGAAACUAAUAACACUGAAGAAUUAUCACCUUUAAAUGAACAGUCGCCUAAACAUGCCUCAAAAGAGCCACCUCCACGCAAUAACGAAGAUAUAGCAGACACUAUUAACAGUGAAGAAUGGUCACCUUACAAUGAACAUUUGCUUGAAGAUUUCUCAGUAGCGCCACCUCCACGCGAUAAGUCUCCGUCACGUGUUAGGUCACUGUCACGUCAAAAGUCUAAGUCACUUAGUAGGUCAAAAUCGCGUAGAUCAAAAUCGCGUACCAAGUCAAAAUCGCGUACUAAGUCAAAAUCGCGUAGUAGGUCAAAGUCACGUCGUCGGUCUCAGUCACGGCGUAGGUCACGGUCACAUCGACGGUCUCAGUCACGGCGUAGGUCACGGUCACGUCAAAAAUCUAGGUCACGUCGUAGGUCAUUGUCGCGUCAAAAGUCUAGAUCACAGCACAGGUCACAAUCGCGUCAUAGGUCAAGGUCACGUCGUCGGUCUCAGUCACGGCGUAGAUCACGUGCUAGUCACAGAUCACAGUCCAGUUUGGUACUACGAGAAAUACAAGAAAAUCUGCAAAACGAGCUUCCUAAAAAUCGCCAACAUUUAAAAAUGCACGAGUUCAUACGAAACUGUAUUACGUAUUAUGAAGCAAAAGAUGGAGAUGGAUAUAAUGAAAGACGACGAAGAUAUGAUAAAUUGGAUAACUAUUUAUCUUGGAGAAGGAAUAGUGAUCCGAACUUUGACUUGGGAAGUAUUACAAUUACAGAAGCCAAGCGUAUUUUUAAUAAACUUAGCCUUAAAUAUAUGGGAAGAAAAGGACCUGUGUAACAGAGCAUUAGAUAUUUCAAAAGUUGUAUCAAACAUCCCAUCACGUUCACCUGUAAAACUUAUCCAACAACAUCUGCUACGCUUACUAAUCAGCUUGUAUGCAGAUUUUUUAAUACGGCAGUCAUGUACAUCUCACGAUAGAGUAGCGUAUUUAUUAAACGCAACUUACGUUCUUAGACAUAAGAUAAGAAACUUACGUGCUGAAGAAAAGAAAAGAAGAAACACAGAAAAUCCUGUAGUUCCUAGUCGUAGAAAACUGCGUUACAAUCAGAUUUAGUUCACUGCUGCAUCCUUUGUUUUUUUUUAAAUGUUAAUUUUUAGAAAAAAAAAGAAUUACUUUUUUACAAUCAAAAAUUUAAAUACAAACUUAUUUUGUUUUGCUUCAUUAUAAGGAACAAUACAUUUUCUAGAU
Nasonia vitripennis (jewel wasp) is the source of this 2193-nucleotide messenger RNA. RefSeq names its product serine/arginine-rich splicing factor 4-like. The transcript has 4 exons. Lineage: Eukaryota; Metazoa; Arthropoda; Insecta; Hymenoptera; Pteromalidae. The record is from RefSeq and is a predicted model, not a curated record. Bases 339 to 1781 code for a protein of 480 amino acids.